GCGCGCAGGCAGCGCGCAGGCAGCGCGGGCGGAUGGAGUAGGGCGGGCCGGGGCGCAGCGCCGCGCUCCCACGCGUGUCCCCGCUCCCACGGCGGGCCGGGAGGCUGCCCCGCCGCCCCAGGUUGAUGUCAGGAUGCAGCACUAUGGAGUGAACGGGUACUCGCUGCACGCCAUGAACUCGCUGAGCGCCAUGUACAACCUGCACCAGCAGGCAGCCCAGCAGGCCCAGCACGCCCCCGACUACCGGCCCUCCGUGCACGCCCUCACCCUGGCUGAGAGACUGGCUGACAUCAUUUUGGAGGCACGUUAUGGAUCCCAGCACCGCAAACAGAGGCGGAGCCGCACGGCCUUCACCGCCCAGCAGCUGGAGGCCCUGGAGAAGACCUUCCAGAAGACCCACUACCCAGAUGUGGUGAUGAGAGAGCGGCUGGCCAUGUGCACAAACCUGCCUGAGGCCAGGGUCCAGGUCUGGUUCAAGAACCGGCGAGCCAAAUUCCGGAAGAAGCAGCGCAGCCUGCAGAAGGAGCAGCUGCAGAAGCAGAAGGACUGUGAGGGGAGCCACAGCGAGGGAAAGAUGGAGCCCCCUGUGCUGGAGACCCAGGCUCCCACCCCGGACACUGAGAAGGUCCAGAGCCUCCCCAGCGAGGUGGGCACCGACCUCAACCUGACCCUGUCGGAGCAGUCUGCCAGCGAGUCGGCACCCGAGGACCAGACCGACAGGGAGGAGGAGUUCAAGAGCACCUUGGAUGAGGCCAAAGUGGACAAGAGCCCUGGUGUGGACAGCAAGGCUUUGAACUGCAAGAGAGCCAGCCCAAAAGCAGAGUCCCCUCUCAGCACGACUGUGACGCCUUCAUCCAGCAGUGGCCUGGCUCAGACUCACUCCUACUCCUCCUCGCCCCUGAGCCUCUUCCGCCUGCAGGAGCAGUUCCGCCAGCACAUGGCAGCCACCAACAACUUGGUCCAUUACUCCUCCUUCGAAAUGGGGACACCGUCCGCCAUGCCCUACUUGGGCAUGAACGUCAACAUGGCCCCGCUGAGCUCCCUGCACUGUCAGUCCUAUUACCAGUCGCUGUCCCACGCUCAGCAGGUCUGGUCCUCCCCCAUCCUGCAGGCCUCCAGCUCCCUGCCGAGCCUGAACAGUAAAACCACCAGCAUUGAGAACCUGAGGCUCCGGGCCAAGCAGCACGCGGCGUCCCUGGGGCUGGACACCCUCCCCAACUGACUGCCCUGAGAAGGUGCCCCAGGGGCUGGCACCACUCCUGGCACUCCUCGGAUCCCCAGCACCCCCACCUCUUCUGGAGUGAGGUGCUCCCUUGCAGGGAAAACUUUGUGUUUAUUAACGUCCUGUUAGCACCAUGGUUGCGUCAGACAUUGCUACUGGCCUGGUCUUCGCUAAAUAUUUAAUGAGGAAGGGGGAGAGGAUCUGUGUUUAGACAGAUGAACUGUGCUCUGGACUGCCAUGGGUUCAGCCUGUAACGUUCAGGAGGAGCCCCCUCUCCUCAUCCCUCGAUAAGGUGCCAACUGUGUUUUAUUCAUCUUUUGUUUUGUUGCUGUUGUUACGUUCUUUGGGGGAAGAAAGAGUCCUGCUUCAUCUUGUAUAUAGUUUAAAAUGUUGGCAGCACCCAUCAUCUGUGUGUUACUGUCAGUGUUACAGAACUGUGACUUCUUUUGCUUUUAUUCCCCUUUCCUUUUCGAUUUUAGUAGCUAGGAUCAGAGUUACAAAACAGCCAUCACCUCGACCUCAGCUGGUAGCUAGUUGCUCUUCUUGGGUCAGCGUCCUAAAGGUGUUCAUGAGGAAGAGACAUGAUCGUGCACUUCACCCCUACAUUCUCCCUUCUCUGCUGAAGCUAAUUUUUUAACAACUGGGAAAUGAUCUGAAGGUGAAUUUCCUGUUUAAGCACUUCCUAUAAGGCAAGCAUUUUUCUUUUUAAUAGCACUUGCUCAAAGAGGACAAAAUAUUGGCCAAACGCUGCGGGCUGGGAGCAAAUGAAGGCCAAAUUUGCAGAUUAUUUUUGAUCUAUAUUGUUUCUUCUUUGAUCUUCAGAGAAGUGUAAACUUUAUUUACAAGUUACAGGGUUUUCUUUUUGGAGAGCAUUUUGGUCUUUGGUAAUAGAUAGUAAUAAAA
Molecule: messenger RNA, 2125 nt
Organism: Zonotrichia leucophrys gambelii
Lineage: Eukaryota; Metazoa; Chordata; Aves; Passeriformes; Passerellidae
Gene: DMBX1
Product: diencephalon/mesencephalon homeobox 1
Exons: 5
Coding region: 134-1222 (362 amino acids)
Biological process (GO): regulation of transcription by RNA polymerase II
Molecular function (GO): RNA polymerase II transcription regulatory region sequence-specific DNA binding; DNA-binding transcription factor activity, RNA polymerase II-specific
Source: RefSeq, a predicted model, not a curated record